Schistocerca serialis cubense is the source of this 5821-nucleotide messenger RNA. RefSeq names its product protein bric-a-brac 2-like. Lineage: Eukaryota; Metazoa; Arthropoda; Insecta; Orthoptera; Acrididae. The record is from RefSeq and is a predicted model, not a curated record. Gene Ontology annotation, biological process: regulation of transcription by RNA polymerase II. The coding region runs from base 282 to 1592 and encodes 436 amino acids. Gene Ontology annotation, molecular function: RNA polymerase II cis-regulatory region sequence-specific DNA binding; DNA-binding transcription factor activity, RNA polymerase II-specific; protein binding. The transcript is spliced from 6 exons. Gene Ontology annotation, cellular component: nucleus.
UUUGGUGUUCAAGAUUCUGUAUGCCGAAAAAAAUCAAUCCUGGUCUUAUAUUACUGUGGUGUAAACUUAAUUUAAUCUAACCCAAAGACUUUAGUUUUCGAGUUAUUUUUGGAUUAUUGUUGCACCGCUUAAUAACCGAAAAUUGUCGUGUACUGUAUGUCCGCCUCCUGGAGCGUUUUAGUCCUUUGUGAUUAUUUAUUGACGCCAUUUUGUUUGUUUGAUGACCGUAGGCUAGUGGAUUUUUUGAAAGUCAAGAACGCUUGAGGCGUCAAUGAAGAAAAAUGGGUAGCAGUCAGCAGUUCUCACUCAGGUGGAAUAAUUACCUGAACCACAUAACUGGUGCCUUUGACACAUUGAGAAAUGAUGAUGAGUUGGUGGACGUAACACUGAGCUGUGAAGGCAAGCGCAUUAAGGCUCACAAGAUGUUGCUGUCUGUCUGCAGUACUUAUUUUAGAGAUCUGUUCAAGGAAAAUCCUUGCCAACAUCCUGUGAUAAUUUUUCGCAAUGUCAAAUUUGAAGACCUGGUGGCUCUGAUAGACUUCAUGUACCAUGGAGAGGUGAAUGUGAUGCAGGAGCAGCUCACUUCCUUUCUGACAACAGCAGAACUGUUGGCAGUGCAGGGCCUCUCUGAGGAUAAGGGCAAGGAAAAGGAGAGGGACAGUAGUCCACUGCCAGAGAGUGAGGUGGACUUGACGGACUCUCCUCCACCACCGCCGCCACCACCACCAGUUCAUGAGACUGAAGCCUCUGUCAGUAACAGUAGCCAUAUUGGGCUCUUGCGACACAACAGGCAGCGUACGUCGUCCCCGCGAAGUCCCCCUCAGGCUCCGGCCUUUUUUCCCACCACCUCUAAUAUAGAACGGCGCCCGGAGUCACCACCUAAUAAACGCCGCCGUUGGUCAUCUACUCAGCAGCCAAUUGCAAAACCUGCUGCAGUGUCUGUGACCAGUAGGAAAUGUGACGAUGAGGGAAGUGGUUCCCCACCACCACCACCUUCUCCAGCCAGAAGGCCAGUUACGGAUCAGACCCCAGACACCACUGAAAUUGUGCCACCUACGCCAAACCCUCCCGUCAAAAUGGAAAUGCCCGAUUAUGUUGAUGAAUCUCGGACUCGUGCUGAUCAGGGUCAGAUGCCCAGUGGAACAGCUGUUGAAAAUGACUCUCUUGCGAGCAUGGCACAACUUGUUGCUGCAAAAACUGAGGGUGCUUCAUCACCGACACAAGGAGUGAGUUCGGCUCCGCCAGAUUUGUCAGAUCUUUACGGAGGGAGCUCGCGGGAUGCAGGGGCCACUUCGGACAGCUUGUCUGCUGUUGAACUGUCCCAGAUCCUUGCGAAACCGGGACCGUCGGGAGAAAGCCAGAGCCAAGAUUCUCUGCAGGACCAGACCACGUGGGAGACAUCCCUGUCAGGGGUCAGGGCACUUCAGCCACAUCACCGCUGCCACGAAUGUGGGAAACUGUUCGUGCACGAAAAUUCACUGCGUCAGCACAGGUUAUGGCACCAGGGAAGAACCGUGUGUCCAGUGUGCAUGCGUGUUUUCAAUCGCAUGUAUGCUAUGAGGUGUCACAUGGCAAGAGUGCACCUGGCAUGAAAGCAAUAUACUGCUGUAAUUUCUCAUUUUGUGACCUUGAAAAACAGAAAUAUGAAGCUACAUUUUUAUCCAUAUUUAUUUUUUUAAAGAGAGUGUGGAAGCUUUAGCUACAAGCCAGCUGUUGACUGGAAUUUUAUGGCACAUUUCACAGAAUCCCUUGUUCUUGUGGUAGUAAAAUAUAAUCACAAUCAUGUUUUUGCGAUUCCCACGAAGGAAUUAGAACAUAUAUCUAUGUGUAGUAAGAUCUAUAUGGUUUGAAAAUGACCUUUUCUUUUGACUGCCUUUAAUAAUUCAAUCAGUAGAAUACUGGAUUAUUUAAACAAAGAAUUUAUUUUUCUGGCUUAAUGAAGACAUCUUUGCAUACAAGACGGGACAAAAUGUGGUUCGCAAUUUCAAAAUUAUCCAUCUAUUAGGUAAUACAUUGCAACAAAAUUGAUAAGAAGGAAGGAAGAUUAAGGUUUAAUGUCAUGUCAACAAUGAAAACAUUAGAGACAGAGCAUAAUGUCAGGUUAGGGACUUCCUGGAAAGGAAUCUUCUCGGCAUUGGGUUAAAACAGUUUACGAAAAUACUGUAUACUUUCAAUAUCCCCUGCUAGUCCUGUUUGGUAUGGGUCCCUCAUACUUCAGCAGUAUUCUAGAACCGGUCACAUGAGUGAUUUGUAAGCUAUCUCCUUUGUAGAGUGAGUUCACUUCCUGGCUAUUCUACCAAUAAACUGAAGUCUACCACCUGCCUCACUCAUGACUGAACGUAAGUGAUCAUUACAUUUCGUAUCCGUACAAAGUGGUACACCCAGGUAUUUGUAUGAAUUGGCCAGUUCCAACAGUGACUCAUUGAUAUUAUAGUCAUAGGUUACUACAUUUUCUCGUUUUGUGAAGUGCGCAAUUUUACAUUUCUGAACAUGUGAAACAAGUUGCCAAUCUUUGCACUACUUUGAAAUCUUAUCAAGAUCAGACUGAAUAUUUAUGUAGCGUCUUUCAGUAGUACUUCAUUACAGGUAACUGUGUCAUCUGAAAAAACCUGAUCCCUGAUGUUACUGUUAAUAUUGUCUGCAAGAUCAUUAAUAUACAACAUGAACAGCUAGGGUCCCAACACAUUUUCCAGGGGCACACUUGAAGUUACUUCUACAUCUGACGGUGACUCUCCAUCCAAAAUAACGUGGUGCAUCCUUCCUACCAAAAAGCCCUCAGUCCAGGCACAAAUUUCACUUGAUGCCUCUUAUGAUCACACUUUUGACAAUAAGCGUAGUUGUACUGAGUCAAAUGCGUUUCGUAAAUCAAGAAAUACUGCAUCUACCUGAUUCCCUUGAUCCAAAGCUUUGUCAUGUGAGAAAAGUGUGAGUUGGAUUUCACAUGAUUGACGUUUUCGAAAUCUAUGAUGACUGGCAUUGAGGAGGUCAUUCUGUUCAAGACACCUCAUUGUGUCUGAGCUCAGAAUAUGUUCUAAGACUCUACAUGAAAUCAUGUCAAGAAUAUUGGAUGGCAGUUUUGUGGAUCACUUCUACCAUCCUUCUUGUAGAGGGGUGUGUCCUGUGCUUUUUUCAAGAACUGGGCAUCGUUUUUUGUGUGAGGGAUCUAUGAUAGGUUAUAGUUAGAAGAGGGACUAACUCAGCUGAAAAUUAGUAUAGAAUGUGAUAGGGAUUCCAUCGGCCGUGGAGCUUUUUUCAGUUUUGAUGAUUUCAACUGUUUCUCAAUCCCACUGACACUACUACUGAUUUCAUUCAUUUAUUUCACUGGUACGACAAUUAAAGGGGCAAUUCUCCUUUGUAAAGGGACAUUUGAAAACAAAGUUAAGCAUUUCAGCUUUUGAUUUGCUGCCCUCAAUUUCAGUUCCUUUCCUAUUCUUUAGGGACUGGACACUAACUUUGAUAUUACUAACAGCCUUGACAUACAAGCAGAAUUUCUUUGGGUUCUGUGAAAGAUCACUUGACCAUAUUCUGCUAUGAUAGUCAUUGAAGGCAUCACGCAUUGCUCUCUUGACAGCCAAACGUGUUUCAUUCAGCAUCUCUCUAUCUAUAGCCCUACACUUUGUUUUACACCUAUUAUGCAGUAAUCUCUGUUCCUUUAGAAGUCCCUUUACAGUGAUUUUAUACCAUGGAGGUUCCCUCCCAUUAUGAACUGUUCUACUGGGUACAUACCUAUCAAGUGCAUAGUAAACCGAUGAUGCAGUAUCUUACCAUGUUAAACUUAAGAUUGAUUGAUGUCAAGUGGUAUAAGAAAGAGGAGGGGAGAGAGGCCUUUUGCAAUUAAGAGAUUCCUACCUCUGGUUUGUUUUUCAUCACUUAGCACUUAUAAAGGUGCCUCAUCAUGUAAGCAUCUUGUGUAGUGAGAUGCAAAGUGAUAUUCAGUGUUGAAAAUGGUCCACCUUACCUCAAAUGUGCUGUUUUUGAUAUAAUUAAGAAAAACCUCAUACCAGCGCAGAAAACUAUGCAGUUGCUUUUAUACUGACUUAUAAGGAAACUGUCAAUCUGUAACUCUUCGUGAGUUUGCUGUACUUACUGUGAUUAAUUCAAUGCAGUCAUUAUGUUUUACAGUUAAGGGAUGAAUUCAAAAUAACAAGGUGCCUUCCAGAGUAUUACAAAUCAGUAACUUAAAAGACAUUUAUGGUAAUGUGACACUGUACAGGGUAAGAAGGAAAUAACUGCGAAUGAGGAACAGAAUUUUCAAUAACUAGCUGAAAUUUCAAACUGCGCAACAAAAGACAAAAAUAGUUAACACUUUCUUUUUUGAAGUGGUGUUGUGUCUUCUCAGCCAGUUAUAGCAGGUGCGUGCGUGUGCGUGUGUGUGUGUGUGUGUGUGUGUGUGUGUGUGUGUGUGUGUGUGUUUUCUAUAUUUUUGUUUACAUAUGUAUAAGUCAUUGUGACACCAGUGAAAUUUAAUUGUAUAAGACUGUUCUUGAGAGAAUGUACUAGUCUGGUGACAUAAUUGUGGAAUUUAUUCAUGCCUCUCUUAACUUAAUUCUGUAGCCAUCUGAAGUUUGCUAAAUACGUGCUGCUGAUCUCUUACAAGGGGAGGCCGCCAAUUGUGAAAUUCAGAUUUGAUUCAUACUGCGCAUAAUAAAAGCUCAUGGCCAGAUGUGUAAUGUGGCAAAGCACCAAGGUGCACUUCUCAGCCAUUGUCGAGAAAAUCGACAGUUAAAAGAAACAGUUGCGGUGAAAUACACUCAACGAUUAAUAAUUUUCCACAGCGUCGUGGUGCAGCAGUAAGCGCUCGGGUUUGUAAUCCGCAGGUCGCUGGAUCGAAUCUCGCACCAUGCAACUUUUUUUUUAGUAUUGGUUUUUUGUAAUUCAGGUGUGUGUGUGUGUGUGUGUGUGUGUGUGUGUGUGUAUUAUUUUUUUUAUUUUUUAUUUUUUCCCUGGCAAUCAGUUGCAACAAUUAUGCAUAUAAGAAGUUGUUGAAAGUCGUUUGUUGUGGAAAAACUGGCGACUUCGAACAUCAUUAUGUUUUCUGCAAACAAAGUUGUAUUUCACAAAUGUUAUUAAUUGUCUUCAUAAUGUUAACCACAUAUAGUUAACGGAAGACAUAGAAACGAUAUUCCGAAACGAAUACGUAUAACGUAAGUCAAACGUUCGAAUUAGAAAUGAGACCCCACGUUACUCGCUCGUUACACUUGAAGGACAGAUGUUGAAUGGGCCGAAACGUUCCGCCACAUAACAGCGUAGUUGCCUGCUAACUUCGAAAGAAGGUAGAUGCGGUCCCUAGCGCAACUUAUAACAUCGUCGAAAAUCAGUUCGGACAGGAGAGCUUUGGUACACCCUGUUAAAAAAACGGAAAAAUGGAGGCGGUACAAUUGGAGAGCGAGCCGCCUUCACCAACAUGCAUAAGCAAUUCACUAAUAGUUUGUAUAUAUUUGAAUUACAAAAAACUAACAAUAAAAAAAAUUGCAUGGCGCGAGAUUCGAUCCGGCGACCUUCGGAUUACGAAUCCGAGCGCUUACCGCUGCGCCACGACGCUGUAGAAAACUAUUAAUCGUAGAGAGUAUUUCAGCGCAACGGUUUCUUUUAAUUAUUUUCUCGACAAUGGGUGAAAAGUGCAUCUUGCUGCUUUGCCACAUUACACCUCUGGCCAUGAGCUUUUAUUAUGCGCAGUAUGAAUCGAAUCUGAAUUUCACAAUUGGCGGCCUCCCCUUGUUAGUAUAUAAGAUCUUAGUUAUUGCUCAGUACCCAAUUAAUCAGCAUUGUGCAAAACUCAAAUGUUAUUGCCAGGCUUUCUCGUGGCCAAGCACCAGUUGUU